AUGAUCCACGUGAUGGUUCACUUGCCAGAAGAGGCAUUACUUGUUGGUCCUGUCAACUAUCACUGGAUGUAUCCAAUAGAAAGGGGGAAGCCCGAAGGAUCAAUUAUAGAGGCUUGGGUUCAAUAUGAGUCGCUUGCUUUCUGUGGAAUGUAUUUAAAAGAUGUGGAGACGGCUUUCAAUCGUCCUCAACGCAAUAAUGACGGAGGUGUGAGAAAUGAGAAACUUUUUGUUUUUGCCCCAAAGCGCACGACCCUUUGGAAAUCCUGCACGAGGAGAGUCAUACUGAACAAUUGUGUUAAGAUAAUGGCAUACUUAGAUGAGCAUGAAUAUAUGAUGAAGCGAGAACAUCCAUCACAUUUGUAUGCCAAGAAAUACCGUGAAUUGUUUCCACAAUGGUUUUUGGAAUAUGUGAACAAGUUGAAAUCAUCGAAUUCCCCCACUUACAGUCAAGAGUUAUAUAACUUGGCGUUCGGCCCGAUUCGCGCUGAAUUGUUCUCGGGUUGUCAUGUUAAUGGCGUCAAGUUUUUAGGGACUACAUAA
This is a messenger RNA of Prunus armeniaca (apricot), 540 nucleotides long. Lineage: Eukaryota; Viridiplantae; Streptophyta; Magnoliopsida; Rosales; Rosaceae. The record is from the annotation of a GenBank genome assembly.